UCUUCUAGAUGCCUUCUUGAGCCUGCUCGUGGCCACCCACACACACUUGUAAGGAGGAGAGAAGUCGGCCUGGCACAGACACUCUGAAAUGAGGGAUUAGAGGCCGGGAUCUAAGGAGGAAGAGCUACAGCCAGAAGACGAGGGAGCAGGCCCUGAAGACGCAUCUACUGAGAGGUCUGCCAUGGCCUCUCUUGGCCUCCAACUUGUGGGCUACAUCCUGGGCCUGCUGGGGCUGUUGGGCACCCUGGUUGCCAUGCUACUCCCCAGCUGGCGAACAAGCUCUUACGUCGGUGCCAGCAUCGUGACCGCAGUCGGCUUCUCCAAGGGCCUCUGGAUGGAGUGUGCCACACACAGCACAGGCAUCACCCAGUGUGACAUCUACAGCACCAUGCUGGGCCUGCCUGCUGACAUCCAGGCUGCCCAGGCCUUGAUGGUGACAUCCAGUGCAAUCUCCUCCUUGGCCUGCAUUGUCUCUGUGGUGGGCAUGAGAUGCACAGUCUUCUGCCAAGAGUCCCGAGCCAAAGACAGAAUGGCGGUGGUGGGCGGAGUCUUCUUCAUCCUUGGAGGCCUCCUGGGCUUCAUCCCUGUGGCCUGGAAUCUUCACGGGAUCUUGCGGGACUUCUACUCCCCACUGGUGCCUGACAGCAUGAAAUUUGAGAUCGGAGAGGCUCUUUACUUGGGCAUUAUUUCCUCCCUGUUCUCCCUGGUAGCUGGAACCAUCCUCUGCUUUUCCUGCUCGCCCCGGGGAAAUCGGUCCAACUACUACGAUGCCUACCAGGCCCAGCCCCUGGCCACUAGGAGCUCUCCAAGGCCUGGUCAACCACCCAAAGGCAAGAGUGAGUUUAACUCCUACAGCCUGACAGGGUAUGUGUGAAGGACCAGGGGCCAGAGCUCGGGGGUGGCUGGGUCUGUGAAAACCAGUAGACAGCCUCCCCCAGGGCCACAGGUGAGGGACGUUGCCACUGGAUUGUGUCAGAAGGUGCUGCUGAGGAUAGACUGACUUUGGCCACUGGAUCGAGCAAAGGCAGGAAUGGGAGCUGGUGUGACAGCAUGCAGGCUGAACUGUCAAGAUGCUUGUCAAGUCAGACUUUCUGUUUCCUUCAUCCUGGCUCCCCAUCUCCCACCCUGAGUCCCCAACCCUCAGCUCCACUCCACUCCCCCCUGAGGCCAGGCCCCAGAGUCUCCCCUUUACCUUCUGCUUUGCCUGGGAAUCCAUCCCCAAACCCACUAAUCACAUGCCACUGACUGACCCUCUCUGUGAUCAAAGACCCUUCCUCUUGCUGAGGUUGGCUCUUAGCUCAUUGCUGGAGGAUGGGGGUGGGUGGGAAGAAGUGGCGGGUUCCAUGGGCAUGGCGCUAACCUCCUUCUCAAGCCUCCCUGCAAAGAAACUGAUUGGCCAGUAAUGGGCCCUGGAGCCUCAUCCAUCCCACUCUUGUUAUGACUCCACAGUGUCUAGACUGGUUUGCGUAUGAACUGAAAUAAAGCCAUCCCACAGUACGGAGGGAACAGAGAGCAGCUGGGUGUAGAAUGAGAGGGGGAGGGCAGCCUCGGA
Messenger RNA from Lipotes vexillifer (Yangtze River dolphin), 1552 nucleotides. RefSeq names its product claudin 2 (gene CLDN2). Lineage: Eukaryota; Metazoa; Chordata; Mammalia; Artiodactyla; Lipotidae. Bases 182 to 874 code for a protein of 230 amino acids. The record is from RefSeq and is a predicted model, not a curated record. Gene Ontology annotation, cellular component: bicellular tight junction; membrane. The transcript has a single exon. Gene Ontology annotation, molecular function: structural molecule activity.